AUGGCGGCGGUGGAGGCAAAGCUCGCCAGCAUCUCGGGUAUCGGGGACCAGAGAGAGCGGACGGCCCGGUAUAAAGCACUCGGGGAGGAGCUGGCGGCUGGAGGGCGCAUCGACGAUGUUCAGGCCAUGUUCCGACACCUGCUGGGCAGCGGGGUGCCUCCAGUGGUGUCCCGGCAGUGCUGCGCCCAUCUCGCCAAGGAGGCGUGUUCGUUUGCGGAUACCAACCCGGAAGGUUUCGAGGCGCUUUGUCACUUCUGCCUAGAAAAGAUGCAGGAACAGCCCGGUGUGCAUGAUUCGUCGGAGUAUGUGCUCCGCCAUCGUCUGUUCGAGGAGCUGCUCAAGAAGGAGGAAUUCAUGGAGGCAGCCAACUGCCUGGGCAAACUCAACCUCGACGCCACGGGGGGCGGAAAGGGCUACACGGACGCGCAGAAGGCCGAGGUGUGGGUGAAGGUAGCGGAGGCGUACCUGGAGAGCGAUGAAACCGACGCGGCCGACAACUUCUGCAGCAAGGCGUCAGCCACGAUGCAGGAGGUGACGGACUGGGCCCUACAGAUGCGCUACCGCACGACGGCCGCGCGCAUCCUUGACGCCCACAGAAAAUUCCUGGAUGCUUCCGUGCGGUUUUACGAGCUCAGCCUGGCGCAGUCCAAGGGGCUCGAAGUCGACCCUGACGACCUCCUGCAGCUGCUGGGGAAGGCCAUAACCUGCGCGGUGCUGGGCAAGGCCGGCCCGCAGAGGUCUCGCCAGAUGGGCGUGCUCCUGAGAGACGAGCGCGUCGGGAGCCUGGCGAGGGUGCCUGGCUUCAGCACCCACUCGCAGGUCCUGACGAAGAUGUACACGGAGCAGAUCUUGAGGAAGCACGACAUGGAAGCGUUCGAGGAGUCCCUGAUGGACCAUCAGAAGGCCAUCACCGCAGAGGGCCUCCCGAUACCGGAGAGAGCGGUAAUGGAGCACAACAUGGUAGCUUCCACCCGGAUCUACGAGAACGUGAGCUUCAAGGAGCUGGGCACGCUGCUUCAGAUUCCUUGCGAGCAGGCGGAGCGGGUGGCGGCGAGGAUGAUCACAGAGGGGAGGCUUCGUGGCACGAUAGACCAGGUUGAGGGCCUCCUGCAAUUCGAGGGAGACCAUGAUGAGUUGCAGAACUGGGACGAGCGGGUCAACAUUCUGUGCCAAAAGGUCAACAACUGCUGCGAGACCAUCGGAAACCGGUUCCCGCACGUUCUCGAGCCCGCCGCCGCAUCUCCAGCUGCAGAUGCCCCUUCGGCCUCGGCCGCAUCGCCGCAGCUGGUUGCAUAGUCAUGGCUAGCACGGGUUUUUGUUGUGAUGAACCUCCCACGUGUGUGUUGGUCGCGGUACGGUUCGAUUCUCCCGAAAACACGAGUUCGUUCGUCGUCGGUGGAGCAGAUGCCAACUACUUGGGAGUUGCUUGUACGCUGGGGUGGAGGUGUCGGUUCUGGACUCUCUUCGUUUAGGCGCGGAAGAUUGUUUCGAAACAGUGGAGGUUCGUGUGUUCCACGAAGCGCCGUCUGUUCUCAGCUGCAGUGGAUCAGAUUUCAGUGGAGCCGUAGAGUAUGCUGGACUACCUCGCCCGGAUCCCGCGAGAUUUCGUAGAAGAACAAGGCGCCAAGCACCAACUCAUGCACUCUGACAGCGCCGAGGGCACCCGAGAGGAGGACGAAGAAUAGAAGAGCUGUUGAUGGC
Ectocarpus siliculosus is the source of this 1701-nucleotide messenger RNA. Lineage: Eukaryota; Phaeophyceae; Ectocarpales; Ectocarpaceae. The record is from the annotation of a GenBank genome assembly.